Molecule: messenger RNA, 485 nt
Organism: Drosophila takahashii
Lineage: Eukaryota; Metazoa; Arthropoda; Insecta; Diptera; Drosophilidae
Product: thyroid transcription factor 1-associated protein 26
Source: RefSeq, a predicted model, not a curated record
UGCCUGCAUGUAACAUGUGUUCUACCAUCGAUAUAUCGAUAGUUUUGCUGGCUAAAAAUUAAUAAAAACACAAAAAUGAAACCGAGAUCCCAGAAGACCCAAGGAAAAUCUCAUGGAAAACCCCAGGGAAAAUUCAAUAAAGGUCCUGGCAAGGUGGCCCACAAUCAGAAGCCCUAUUUCAAGAAGAAAAACCAGCAAAAGGGAAAAGAUGACAAGCCAAAUAAACCCGAGAUCCGGAAUAUGAAACGUCAGGAAAAGGCUUCCCAGGAGAAAGCGGAAAGGGAGAAAGUUCGGGCGGAGCGGGAUGCCCAGAUAAAAGCCUAUAAAAAGAAGCGCUUGGAAAAAACAAAGGCCAUCAGCAAAAGGACCCAAAAGGGACAGCCUUUGAUGAAGGAUCGCAUGCAACUCCUUUUGAAGCAGAUCGAGGAGAUGAAGGGCCGUUAAGUGAGUCCCAGGACGUCUUGUGAUAUGAGAAACACGGAAAA